Chelonia mydas (Green sea turtle) is the source of this 4907-nucleotide messenger RNA. RefSeq lists its product as uncharacterized. Gene Ontology annotation, molecular function: nucleotide binding; DNA-directed DNA polymerase activity; DNA binding. The transcript has 3 exons. Gene Ontology annotation, biological process: DNA replication. Lineage: Eukaryota; Metazoa; Chordata; Testudines; Cheloniidae. The record is from RefSeq and is a predicted model, not a curated record. The coding region runs from base 3136 to 4140 and encodes 334 amino acids.
GAUGAAUGAAGCCCAGCAUGGGCAGCUUUCCUGACAAUGCUGUAGUCGAAGCGACAGGGACACCUCCACCAGAACGGCCAAAGAACCAGGAAUCUGCUUUGAGACCUUUAAGAAGGCUAACGCAAAACAGCACAAGGGUGCAGAUGAAGCAUCAGGGCAGUCGAAACCUCAUAGACGUCAAACCCAAGGAUAAAACAAAAACCAACCACGCAAAUAUCCCUCCAGUUCCUCAGAGGCCACCACCACACCGAGCCCUGAGAAAACUGUGAGCGAAAACAUCCACAUUCACAAACCCGGAGCACGCGCUCUAAGGGUUGUGAAUAAAAAACUCAGGACUGACCAACCAUUCUCCCAACACCAUAAGCUCAUCACACCUCCCCCAUAUUCUAGUAUUUGGGAAAAGUAUGAUGCUGCAUUCAGAAAAUGAUGAAGAUUUGGGGGAAAUAUGACGCUUUGUUCAGAAUACUGGUGGCUGCUCUAUCCUCGGGGGCCUAAAAGAAAGGAGGGCUGGAAACGACAUCAAAAUGCAAAAGCUCUGGCGAUGGUGACUUUUUGAAAAAUACUUCAAUUUUUCCAAAAGGUGGCUCUGAGCAGCCGUGAGUAGCUGUGGAAAGGGGCCUGGGUAAAAAGGGCACCCUCAAGGGUACACAUCAGCUCAGGUGUUCAGAAAAGGGGGGCCCGCUCUUGGUGGACAAACAAAUGGCUGCCAAAGAGUUCCAGGCCAGGGUCGCUGUAAAAUGUUUGAAAAAGGCUAAAGAGGUAAUGAGGAAAAAGAACCAGAAAGAGAUGCCCCCUACUGGAGGCUCUCAAACUGGCUUGUCUGAAAAUGGGGAGGCAGAACCCGACUCUCAGGCAGAGUCUGAUUUAGAAAAUUCCCCAGAGGGCUCUCUAGAAGGGUCCCCGUCUACUCCUGAUGACCCUCCCGGAGGCUCCUCGGAGUCUGACUCUCAAAUAGCCUCUGACGUAGAAGAUACCGCUGAUGGUCCUGUAGAGGAACCCCCCAAGUAACCCUGAAAAUGCAGAGGUGUAUAUGGAGAGAGUGAGAAGUUGGCAACGUGAAUUACCCAGAUUUGGGGGGUCGGUAUAUUGUGAGGAAUUUCGUUGUGUCAAUCUUGAGUGAAUAAAUUCAGCUCAGCAGGUUGUUGAAGCCAUACACAGGGGAAUACAGUUAGUUCUGGAUGAGGUUAAUGGUAGGGUAGGCCCUGAUGAUUUUGUUCAGUUACAUUUAGAGAGCCGAAAUUUAACUAACCCUUUGUUUGCGGUCAGAAGAACUAGGGAUGAACUGUCUGCUAAGGAUUUUUUAAAUCAGGCCUCAAAGCUGCUACAGAGCAAGAGAGAGUUGCAUCUCGAUGGGACGUUGUGACAAUUGGAACAAACAGGGGUGGCGGCGCUCGUAGAGUUUUAAAUUCUAUCCUCAGUAGUCAAAUCAUGCAUAUAAAGAGACAAUGCUUAGUAGACCUGACUUACACCGGUUUUGCUGGUGGGCUCUUGGCCGUUUUGUCCGACCGUAAACCUACGGAUGCGGACUCGUUAGCGGGGGCGAGAAAGUUGCAUGGGAAACUGGGGUGGUCAGAUCCAAAACAGGUUCUGCUCAGUGCCGUAGCAACGUUGGAAGAGCGUUGAGGAGUCACCAUACAGGUGGUGCUGUCUGCGGUGAAAGGCGGACGGGGCUUCUUUAAAAUGGGCGGGGGUGGGGGGGGCCAUGUACCCCAAGACUUUUUUCAUCCUCUUGCACGAUGAACAUUACUAUGGGGUUCUGGACGUGAAAAAGUUGUUUGGUGAGAAAAAUUAUUGUGAGUUUUGCCACACAGGGUACAGUCAGGACCACUCUUGCAGGUAUCGUUGCCCCCUCUGUUUGAGGGUAACAUGCUUGGACAGCAUGGGCGUGCAGCUGAGGUCUCCUAGCUGUAGACUGUAUUGUUGGUCCAAAGGGCAUGCAUCGAAAAAGCGAGUCGAAUGCCCGUCUAAAACUUUGUGUGAUAAGUGUCAGACUUGUGUGGACAAGCGGCACAGGUGUGAAGGGAGGCGCUGGAAGCAGGGUCAGGGUUUGAUCGCUGGUGAUGUAGACAGUCACCUGUGUUUUCUGGAGAGCAUUUGAAAGCCCGAAUCCUCAGAAAAGUAUAUAUUUUUUAUGAUUUUGAAUGCACACAGAAGACUGGGUUGCACACGCCCAAUUAUAUUUUUGCUAUGUCCCGAAAGCCUGAAAAGUCCUGGGAAUUUAAGGGCGACAAGUGUCUUUCUCUGUUUGUUUAGACCUUUAUUGGCAAAGAGUUCCAGGACUACACGUUCCUAACGCUCAGUUCCAAAGGUUAUGAUACAUACUUCAUCGUGAGACAGUUACUGAGGGAAAAGAUGUGCACAGAACUGAUCACUCAGGGUAGUAAACUAAUGUGUGUGGAAGUGAAAGCCCUGGGCAUUCGUUUGAUAGACUCUUUUCAAACUUCUUGCCCAUGAAGCUUAGCAAGCUCCUGCAAGCGACGGGGUUUGAAGGGUGCAAAGGGUGUUUUUCCACCUCUUUUUAACACUUUAGAAAAUCAAAAUUACAUGGGGCCUAUGCCCGGUGUGGAGCACUCUGGUGUGGAAAGCAUGAUGCCCAGGGAGAAAGCAGAGUUUCUCGACUAGUGUCGGGACCACAGAUAUGAGAUGGUUGACUUGCAGAAUGAGCUCGCGUAUUCCUGUCAGGAGGAUGUCAAAAUUUUGAGACAGGCUUGUAUCCUCUACAGAAAAGAGAUGAUGAAAAUGACAGAGAUGGGAGAUAUAGUAGAGAAAGAACCUGGUAAAUUCACCGAGAUCAAACUGUGUAUAGAUCCAUUCCGGUACAUAAUCCUGGCAUCUGUCUCCAUGGCUAUGUACAGGAUUUUGUUUUUGGAGCCUAAGACGGUAGCUCUUCUCCCUCCAGACAACAAUCACAGGUAGAAAAAGAGAUAUUCAACCCCAUCUAUUCAGUGGCUGUUGUAUACCUCUCACAAAGAAAAUAUACAGAUUCGGCAUGCUUUACAGGGUGGGGAACUACAGGUAGGCCCCUACUUUUUAGACGGUUAUGCCAAUGUUGAUGGGGUAAGCACGGCCUUUGAGUUUCAUGGGUGUUUUUUCUGCGGUGUUGUCACCUAUCAUUGUGAAAAAGCACAAAAUCCUAUGACGGGCACAACUUUUGGGUUUCUUUAUUACAAGACGCAGCUCAAGCCCGACUAUCUGAAAAGACUUGGUUUUGUAGUGAGGACUCUCUGGGAGCAGGAGUGGGAGGUGAUGAAAGAAACAGACAAGGAGCUUGCAGAUCUUCUAAACCAAGCCCAGUUGCCUCUCCUGCCUAGGGAUGCACUUUAUGGGGGGAGGACAAACGCUUUCCGUCUGUAUUACAAACCUAACCCUGGGGAAGAAAUCCACUCUUAUGAUUUUACCAGCCUGUACCCUUUUGUAAACAAAACCAAGGAAUACCCCAUCGGACACCCUGAUAUAAUUUACGAUAAAUUUGGACCCCUUGCAAAUUAUUUUGGAAUUACAAAAGUUAAAGUGUACCCCCUGCGAAGCCUCUUUUUCCCGUUGUUACCUGUCAGAGUGGGUGGCAAGCUUCUGUUCCUGCUAUGCCGAACCUGUGUGGACACCGAGCAGCGGGAGAUGUGCACCCACACUGAUGAGGAGAGGGCCAUCCUGGGGACUUGGUGCACGGUGGAAUUGAACACGGCCAUAGCGAAGGGGUACGUGGUGGCUAAAAUCUAUGAAAUGUGGCAUUUUAAUGAAAAAUCUGAUGAACUCUUUUCAGUGUACAUAAAAUUACACGUCUGCCAGAAAGAAGAGGCUUCAAGGUAUCCCAGCUGGUGCACAGAGGAAGAAAAACCAAAUAAGUAUGUUAACGAUUUCUACCAGCAAGAAGGCGUGCUUUUACGCCAACUCGAGAUCAGGUCGAACUCCGCUAAAUGCCAAAUCGCUAAAUUGUUGUUAAAAUCUCUGUGGGGUCAGUUUGGCCAAAGAACAAACCUACCCAACACCAGCAUCGUGAGAGAUCCUGACAAACUCUUUCAGAACCUGUUUUCCCCCAAUUACGAGGAUUCAUCCUGCGAGUUUAUGGAGGAUGAAACCGCGUGUGUGUCUUGGAAGCACGCAAAAGACCUGCACUCUCUCUGGCAAUACCAGUCUUCAUAGCCUGUUUCACCACCGCUUAUGCCCGCUUAGAACUAUACAACCUCCUAGACAGGUUGCAAGAGCGGUGUCUGUACCACGACACUGACUUGGUGACAUUUGUGAAAAGGGAGCAUGACUAGAAUCCCUCUCUGGGGGGUUAUUUAGGGGACCUCACAAGCGAGGUCCCGCCUGAUCCACACAUCACCGAGUUUGUGUCGGCAGGCCCAAAAACAUAUGGGUACAAGCUGUCGGGAGGAAAGGCCUUAGGAAGGUCAAAGGUAUUAUCCUGAACGUAGCAAACUGUGAAAAGAUUAACUUUGAUAGUAUGGAAGACGGAGUUCUGGACUAUUGCACGGGCCUGCGAGAAAACACCUCAAAAAAGAGAGAGGUGCAGCAGCCCUCUAUCGUAAGGAGCAAAAAUCAGUGGCAAAUAGGGACAAAAACCCUUCAGAAAACAAACACAGAAAGUCGUUUACAACAAGAAGGUCCAAGGAGAGGGUUUAAAACCCUGCCCUACGGUUUUUAAACAUGGAUAAUUUCGAAACACCCCUUUUCUGCAAUUCUCGCGGGGCCUAGCAACUGCCGGAAAAGUUACUUUAUAAAAAAUGUGUUGGAUAAUGCCCAACAAACACUGUCUGUUAUGCCUGAGAAUAUCGUGUGGCGUUACAGUUGUUGGCAACCUCUGUAUACAGAAUUGCUCUGUAAAUAUCCCUUUAUCAAUUUUGUGGAGGGGCUGCCUGAUGCUUUUGACGAUGACCGUUUGUUUCCUACCAGUAAAGUAAAGACGA